CAGUUUUUGUUGACGGACAAUUUCUAAGCAUGGUUACAAGGAGAAUAUAAAUAAUGAAGCUGAAGGAACUGGAGAGUUGUUUGCAGCAGGUUGAUGUAUUUGAAAAUCCAAAAUUACUGCUGGAACAGUAUCCAACAAGACCACAUAUUGCAGCCUGUAUGCUCUAUACGAUCCACAACACAUUUGCAGACAUUGAAGAUAAAGUAGUUGCUGAUCUUGGCUGCGGUUGUGGUGUUUUGAGUAUUGGAGCUUCCAUGUUGGGAGCUGGGUUAAGUUUAGGUUUUGACAUAGAUGAAGACGCACUAGAAAUAUUUAAGACUAAUGCCGAAGAGUUUGAGCUUACAAAUAUUGACAUGAUUCAGUGCGACAUUUGUUCUUUACCAUCUAACGUCUUCACAAAAUCUGUCGAUACUGUAAUCAUGAAUCCUCCGUUUGGCACAAAGCAUAAUAAAGGGAUGGAUAUGACUUUUCUGAAGAUUGCACUUCAAAUGGCGAGAACUUCUGUAUACUCUCUACACAAAACGUCUACCAGAGCACAUAUUCAGAAGAAAGCAGCAGACUGGCAAGUGAAAAUGGAAGUGGUAGCUGAGCUCAGAUACGAUUUACCAGCCUCAUACAAGUUCCACAAAAAGAAAUCAGUUGACAUCGAAGUGGACUUCAUUAGAUUCUCUUUCAACUGAUAUCCAGGACCUGAAGACUUAAAAUAUACAUGUCCAUUGAUUUUUUUCUUUUUAAAAAGGAGCAUCAGUGUCAUUGUUAAAGCAUGAUACACAUGUUCCCAGUUCAGGCUUCUGUUUUUGCCUGUUUUGAUGCAGGCUCUUCAUCUGGCUUUUCCUCUAGUGCCCUCUUUUUGGGACUUCCAGGGGCUCCUGCACCAUUUUGUUCAUUCUUUGCAUCAUUUGUUUUUCCUGUCUCUUUCUGGGGGCUUCCAGAAUCUAAACAAAGAUGAAACAGAUAGCAAACUUGCAAAUGUUGUAAUAUAUGUAAAAAAAUAAUUAUACCACAUACACCACAAACCCACCUUCUUCAUCACUGCUUUCAAAUUUUUUCUUCUUUCCCUGGAACUGUAUUUUCUUUUUGGGUGAACUUUCAUUUCCUCUCCCUCUUCCUUUUCCUUUGAAUUUUCUACCUCCUAAAAUAAAGAUCAAAUUUUAAUGUAUUUUACACUGUAAAUUUUCAAAUAAAAAUUAAUGCUUUUGGAUUACAAAAUAAAGCCAGCUUUCUUUCAAAAUUAAGACAAA
This is a messenger RNA of Bombina bombina (fire-bellied toad), 1241 nucleotides long. RefSeq names its product methyltransferase 5, N6-adenosine (gene METTL5). Bases 54 to 680 code for a protein of 208 amino acids. NCBI's taxonomy places the organism in Eukaryota, Metazoa, Chordata, Amphibia, Anura, Bombinatoridae. Gene Ontology annotation, molecular function: rRNA (adenine-N6-)-methyltransferase activity; nucleic acid binding. The transcript is spliced from 8 exons. The record is from RefSeq and is a predicted model, not a curated record. Gene Ontology annotation, biological process: rRNA methylation.